This is a messenger RNA of Ictalurus furcatus (blue catfish), 1807 nucleotides long. RefSeq names its product transmembrane protein 25. The transcript has 8 exons. Gene Ontology annotation, biological process: negative regulation of excitatory postsynaptic potential. NCBI's taxonomy places the organism in Eukaryota, Metazoa, Chordata, Actinopteri, Siluriformes, Ictaluridae. The record is from RefSeq and is a predicted model, not a curated record. The coding region runs from base 581 to 1723 and encodes 380 amino acids.
CCAUCUUUUUAAAAUAAAUAAAAAUUCAAAAACUUGCCCUUAUCGAGUAUUUCCGCUUGUUUGAUCCAUCUAUCCUCCAUUACUUUCUGAGCCCAUUUAGAGCUUGGACGAUUCUUGAUAAAAUACGGUUCGAGACUUAGAAACGAUCUUGUAACUGUAUGUAAAGAAUAAAAUGCAUCAGGUUGUGCUGUUUUUGGAAAAUAAUCAGCGAUGAAGCAGAGUUACUACCACCAAUGCAUAGUUGAUUCUUUUCCUAAAACGACGUGUCACCUUUAACCCUCUUGCACCACAGCGAUUUGUCUGCACUUUUUAAUUAAUCGACGAACACAUUGUGCUUUUUUUUUUUUUAUCCACUUAUAGCUACACUUAACGUUCCACAAAGCAAGUUCUCAUGUACAUUAUAUGUUAUACGUUUUCCCCCCUCCCCACUCUCGAAGUUAAUAAGACAAGUAGCUGUCUUCUGAGAAUUUCUUCUGUGCAUGACAAGGUGUUAAUCUUAUGAUCUUGAUUCUGCCCUGUUCUGUAUAAUUUAUAUCUUUUUCUCACCACUCCUCUGCGAACACGCUUACUUUAGGACAGGAUGGAGUUCGUGUGGAGGGCGAGGUUCUCUGUUCUGCUUUUGCACACCUUUACCUGGGGCUGGACAGGCCAUGCACGAGCACUUGACCCCGCCCCCAAGAUUGAUGGACGCCAACAUUCCGAGGUCACUGUGCAAGAAAACAUCACUCGUAAUUUCAGUUGCCAAUCAGAGGGCUGGAUUCCACAAGCCCCUCCCCUGCUCUCCUGGUACCUCAAUGGUGAGAGACAGAGUGAGGUUUCAGGUAGCCGUGGGCCGGGGCGCCUGGUCAUGACGUCGCCGAAUGACAAGGGAAUGAUGAAGUACAGUGCAGAGCGAAACAGCACGUUCACUCUCCGGCCGAGGAAGUGGGAUCGUGAGCUGGUGUGUGCCGCAUCCAACCCGCAUGGUGGAGAGAGCUACAAUGCCACUGUUGUCCUUAACGUUCAGUUUCAGCCGGAGAUUCUGCGAGUCAACGCCCACUACAGUGAGACCUCUGACCCCGGGAUCUCCUUGGUGCUCUUUGCACUGGUUCGCUCCAACCCCCCCGCCACCAUCACGUGGGUGGAUCAGUCCGGCCAGCUGGUGGCCAACACCUCCGACUUCCUCAUCCUGGACUCGCGGAGCUACCCGUGGCUGGCCAAUCACAGUCUGCAGGUCAUGUUGAGCAGCCUAUCAGGAAACGUCUCGCUCAAUGCCAACAACAGCCUCGGCGCUGCCCACACCAACCUGACACUCACAGAAUUCCUGCAGUCUCGAGUAGAAGUGCCGGUGCUAGGGAUUGUCACGGGUGGUGUUGCGGGCUUCGUCACACUCCUCAUCCUCACUCUGAUGGUGCUCUGUCUUCUGCAUAAGGGCAAAACCAAAAUCAUUGAGGAACCAGUCGCAGUUCCCAUGACCCAAGAAUGUAACAGAUCAGACAAUAUACCAGUGAACAGCCACGUGUAUCUGCCACGUGAGAACAUGUCGCUGCCCUCCAACGUGCCGCUCAACGAACACAGCGCUCUCUGUAAAGGCAAGACUACACUGAAUCAAAUAGGCAAUAAAGAGGAGGAGGAGGAAGAGGACCUCUCGUUGGCCUACGCCGCCAGAGGUUUCGCCAGAUACCCCAUGGUCGGUUACAUCUACAAAGUAAACAGCACAAGCAGCGAAGAGAUCUGGCUUUGACUGUAUUUCUCAACACACACACAUUACACACAUCACACACUCAUCCCACGAUGAACUUGCCCUUGUUAGAUUUUAAUAUAAAAA